AUGAAGGCCGUGAAAAUGCUAAUAGAGACGUCAAUCCCAACAUUUUUAACUGAACGCACAAUUCUGUCUGCGCGUAACGAUGAUGUUAGUGACAUCAAUGCUACUGCAUUGAAUAUCUUUCCAGGGAGAUUAUAUACUUAUCUUGCAGCAAAUAAAAUGUCUGAAGAUAAUGAAAUCGAUCAUAUCAUUACAAAUAGAUAUCCUAAUGAAUAUUUAAAUUUAUUGGAUCCUCCUAGGUUGCCAACUUUUAAGUUAGAGUUGAAGGUGGACUGUCCUAUAAUAUUUUUGAGAAACAUUGCACUGAAAGAUGGACUAUGUAAUGGUACAAGAUUGAUGGUUACUAGGUGCAACACUCGCAUAAUUGAAGAUCAAAUUUUAACUGGAGAAAAGUUUAGCAAUUUGGCAUUCAUACCAAGGAUAUCAUUGGCACCAUCUUCUUCAGAAAUGCCUUUCCAAAUGACAAGACGUCAAUUUCCAGUCCGAUUAGCAUAUGCCUUGACCAUUAAUAAAUCUCAAAGACAAUUUGUGAAAUCUGUUGGGGUUGAUUUGCGCAUACCAGUGUUUAGCAAUUGGCAAUUAUAUGUGGCAUUGUCCAGAUGUACAUCAGUUGAUCGUAUAAGUAUUCUGAUCCCUAAAGAUUGUUUGGAUUCUACUACAAAUAUUGUUUAUCCUGAAGUGUUGUUAUAG
Molecule: messenger RNA, 687 nt
Organism: Diospyros lotus (date-plum)
Lineage: Eukaryota; Viridiplantae; Streptophyta; Magnoliopsida; Ericales; Ebenaceae
Exons: 1
Coding region: 1-687 (228 amino acids)
Source: RefSeq, a predicted model, not a curated record